UGGCGACGGCGUACGAGGUUGAAAUGUCAUCGCGAAAUCCGGUGCUCACUCUUUCACGUGUUGUUUUUCUACGAUACGGCUGUCGCUAAUUUUAGUUCAUCAUGAAGUUCAACAAGCACGUUACCUCAGACCGAAGCAAAAACCGUAAGCGGCACUUCACUGCCCCUUCACACAUUCGUCGGAAGUUGAUGUCAGCACCUUUGUCCAAAGAAUUGAGACAAAAAUACAACGUUCGCCGUAUGCCAAUCCGUAAAGACGAUGAAGUUCAGGUUGUACGAGGUCACUACAAAAGCAACACAGUUGGCAAAGUGAUCCAAGUUUACAGAAAAAAAUUCGUUGUCUACAUCGAACGUAUCCAACGUGAAAAGACAAACGGUACAAAUGCCCCAGUUGGUAUCCAUCCAUCAAAGUGCGUUAUCGUUAAAUUGAAGAUGGACAAGGACCGUAAAGCCAUCUUGGAACGUCGUGCUAAGGGACGAUUGGCCGCUCUUGGAAAAGACAAGGGCAAAUACACCGAAGAAACAACAACAGCCACUCCAAUGGAAACUGCAUAAAAUGUCAAGUACAUAUAAAUAUGUGUAAACAACGGAAUGCCGUCACUUCUUUUUUUGAUGACAUUUUAUCAAAUAAGAAAAUAAACUGGUGUUUUUUGAUCAAAACAUCGAUCAUUAAAAUUAUUAAAAGAAAA
Molecule: messenger RNA, 688 nt
Organism: Contarinia nasturtii (swede midge)
Lineage: Eukaryota; Metazoa; Arthropoda; Insecta; Diptera; Cecidomyiidae
Gene: RpL26
Product: 60S ribosomal protein L26
Exons: 4
Coding region: 102-554 (150 amino acids)
Biological process (GO): cytoplasmic translation; ribosomal large subunit biogenesis
Cellular component (GO): cytosolic large ribosomal subunit
Molecular function (GO): RNA binding; structural constituent of ribosome
Source: RefSeq, a predicted model, not a curated record